This is a messenger RNA of Eurytemora carolleeae, 1453 nucleotides long. RefSeq lists its product as uncharacterized. Bases 1 to 1191 code for a protein of 396 amino acids. Lineage: Eukaryota; Metazoa; Arthropoda; Copepoda; Calanoida; Temoridae. The record is from RefSeq and is a predicted model, not a curated record. The transcript is spliced from 4 exons.
AUGUCAUCUUACGUGCAGGUUGGAUAUGGGGCUGCAGAGAAGCAGGUGUGGGAAGAUGGAGACCCCUUGCCAAAUGAGGGGGAUGACAACAAUCAGCUCAGGGAAGGCGAAGAAAAUCCCCCCAGAGAAGGAGAAGAAGAUAAUCAGCUCGGGGACGGAAAAGAUAAUCAGCUCAGUGACGGAGAAAAUAAUCAGCUCAGGGACGGAGAAGAUAUUCAGCUCAGGGAGGUAGGAGAAGAAAAUCCCCCCAGGGAAAGAGAAGAAGAUAAUCAGUUCAGGGAAGGAGGAGAAGAAAAUCCCCCCAGGGAAAGAGAAGAAGAAAAUCAGCUCAGGGAAGAAGGAGAAGAAAAUCCCCCUAGGGAAAGAGAAGAAGAUAUUGAGUCCAGGGAAGGAGGAGAAGAAAAUCCCCCCAGGGAAAGAGAAGAAGAAAAUCAGCUAAGGGAAGAAGGAGAAGAAAAUCGCCCCAAGGAAAGAGAAGAAGAUAAUCAGUUCAGGGAAGAAGGAGAAGAAAAUCCCCCCAGGGAAAGAGAAGAAGAAAAUCAGCUCAGGGAAGAAGGAGAAGAAAAUCCCUCCAGGGAAAGAGAAGAAGAUAAUCAGCUCAAAGAAGGAGAAGAUAAUCAGCUCAAGGAAGGAGAAGAUAAUCAGCUCAAGGAAGGAGUAGAUAAUCAGCUCAGGAAAGGAGGAGAAGAAAAUCCCCCCAGGGAAGGAGAAGAAGAUAAUGAGCUCAGGGAAGGAGAAGAAAAAAAUCCCCCCAGGGAAGGAGAAGAAGAUAAUCAGCUUAGGGAAGGACAAGAUAAUCAGCUCAGGGAAGGGGAAGAUAAUCAGCUCUGGGAAGGAGAAAAAGAUCAACAGCACAGGGAAGGAGGAGGAGAUAUUCAGCAGAGAGAAGAAGAUGAUCAUCAUUUGAAAAGAGAAAGAGAUGAACAGCACAGGGAAGGAGAAGAAGAAAAUCAGCAGAGGGAAGGAAAAGAUAAUCAGCAUGGGAAAGAAGAAGAAGAUAAACAGCAUGGGGAAGGAGGAAAAGAUAAUCCGCAUGGGGAAGAAGUAGAUAAUCAGCCAAGGGAAGGAGAAGAAAAUCAGGUGGUGACUGGUGACCCUCCUGUUAAGAAUAAGAGAAAGCGCAAUGUGAAGGUGCUAAGCGGAAACGAAAAUAGAUCCACUAGGCCGAAAAGGACCAAAAUUAACAAAUAAUUUUAUAACUGACAUAAGAGGUGUUUACCAUAAAUGUUUUUAUUUUUUAAUUUUUCCACCACCUAUUCUAGGUUUCUUUUGAUUAUUUUUUUUGUAAUGUCACAUUUUUUCUUCAGUAAACUCAAGAAACAUUACCCAAUAUGUUUUAUAAGAGUACAUGUAAUACUUAAAAUAAUAUUUGAAACAUGACUUUGUGAAACAAAAACAUUUAUGGUAUUCCCUUAUCAGACAACCAGUGAAAAUUGUAAAUAAUCAUGAAUGU